CAGCGUUUUCUUGUCCAUCCUUUUUCGCCUUUUCUUGUUUCCAACCCACAUUAAUACAAAACUUUAAUAUACUCUCAGCAGUUAAACGAAGUUUCUCCGAGAUUUAUUUUGAAUUUUGUUGAUGCGCUCUGUUCUCUCCUCCCAGCUCACGGACAAUUCCGCUGUCCAAUCUGGUGAAUCAUUUUUUUUUAUUUUAUCAUUUCCCCAUCUUUGGCGUCUUCUUGCGGAGGCGUAAGAGUUGAGCGUCCAAUUAUUGCUGGGUUUUUCAAAUUCCUCGCUUUUUCCUCUUUUUUGGGUUGCCCCUGAAUUCCUUUGCAGAGGGGUUAAGAAAGGAAAGGGGAAUAAAAAGAGAGAGAAGAAAAACAGCCUCCGACCUCCAUUUUAUCUUCUUGCCCCCCGUGCAUUUUCAUCUGGGUUCGUCUUUGCUUUGCGACAUUUGGUCGGAAACAUAAGGUCUUUCUUGUCUUGUUUUUAUAUCUUGCUUUUCCCUUCUCUGCUCUGUGUCAGCCUCUUGGGGUCCUAGUGCGCUGCGGAGUUAAGAGCAUUCGUUUCUUCGAACCUCUCGGGUUGUUGAACCUUUUUGCUUUAGUGGGUCUCUGGCUUUGUCGUCUUCGGAGGUGAAAAUCUAAGUUAAAACUGAGCUUCGGGCUAUACUGUUCGGAUCCGGUAAUCUUCUGCUUGAGCACUGGGCGAUUAAAUUAUAAAUCCAGGCUCUUUUGGCGCUUGGUGUAAAGAUCUCGGCCUCCUCAUUCAAGGCAGGAAACAAAAGCUGGACCUUAAUGUCUUGUUGCCAAUGAUUGAUUGAUCAUUCAGUGAUGUCAAGGAUCUCCAAGUGGAAGCCUGAGAAGACAAAAACGAAAGUGGUCUUUAGGCUUCAAUUUCAUGCCACACAUAUUCCUCAAACUGGAUGGGACAAAUUGUUUAUAUCAUUUAUUCCAGCUGAUUCUGGAAAGGCAACAGCUAAGACAACAAAGGCUAAUGUGAGAAAUGGCACCUGCAAAUGGGCGGAUCCCAUCUAUGAAACUACGAGGCUUCUUCAAGACAUUAGAACAAGACAAUAUGAUGAAAAGCCAUACAAACUUGUUGUGGCAAUGGGUUCUUCGAGGUCUAGCCUCCUUGGUGAGGCCACGAUCAAUCUUUCUGAUUAUGCUGAUGCUCUAAAGCCUUCUUCUGUUUCGCUGUCUCUUCGGGGAUGUGACUCUGGAGCUAUAUUACAUGUUACGAUACAGCUGCUUACUUCUAAAACUGGUUUCAGAGAGUUUGAACAGCAAAGGGAGCUCAGAGAGAGGGGCCUGCUGACUACUUCUGACCAAAAUGGUCGAAGUGAAUCUGUUAGUGGAAGACUGUCAUCAUCUGAAGAGAUUGUUAGUGAACAUACGGACUAUGCAAGGGUCAGAUUCAAACAUGAAUCUAGAGAGCUUCUGUCAAAUGAAGAAGAGAUGGUUCUGAAUGAAGAGCAUGCGGAUUCGCCCAUUGGGUUAGAUGGCUCUUCAAAUACCUCAGGAUCUUUAUAUGCAGAGAAACAUGAUACAUCAAGUGCACAUGAAAUAGACAGCAUUAAGAGUACCGUGUCUGGUGAUUUGGGUGGGCUUUCCCUCAGUCAAAGCCCUCGGCCGGGAAAAGCCGACCCUUCAGAUCAGAGGCAUGUUGGGACCAGUGACUGGGUUCAUGGCUGGGGUUCAGAUUAUUCUGCAGAGAAUGACUUGGCAAUUACAUAUGAGGAAAAUAACCGACUUAGAGGAAGCCUGGAAGCAGCCGAGUCAUCUCUUCACGAACUGAAAUCAGAGGUAAGCUCUUUACAAAGUCAUGCUGACAAUUUAGGCGGUGAAGCACAGAAGUUUGCUCAGCAGCUUGCUGCUGAGAUGGCUUCUGGAGAAAAUCUGGCGCGGGAGGUGGCUGUGCUGAAAUCUGAAUGUUCGAAAUUCAAAGCUCAAAUUGAGAUGCUGAAGAUUGAUAACUUAAGCUCACCUUAUGUUGGAAGAGACAUGGUUGGAUUGGACCAGGAUCAAGAUCUAAAGCUUAGAUGCUUUAGAGGACUUCUUCUUAUGGAGGAUAAGAUCAGAGAGCUUCAGAAUAAGACGUGCUUGGGACUUCAUGACAGGGACUUCAGAUUUCUGGGAUCUGACUUGGAGGCCUUGCUCGUUAUGCUGCAGGAUCUCAAGCAAGGAACUGGACAGGCCGUUUCUAGAAUCAGCUUUGCACCCCCAGAAGGAGGUGCCCUAAAGCAGGUUGGAGAUUUGAGUAUAAAUGAGAGCAAGAAACUUGUAUCCCAGAUUGAGUUCGGUACAGACUUGUAUCAACCUGAAAGCAUGCUUCAUCAUCUUAGCGUAUCGGGCCUAUCUCAUGACCCCAGUCCUGCUGAUGUCACUGAUCCAAUGAAAGACAGAAUAGUUGAACUUUUAAGAGAGCUGGACGAGUCAAAAGCUGAAAGGGAGAGCCUCACUCAGAAGAUGGACCAGAUGGAAUGUCAUUACGAAGCUCUCGUUCAGGAGCUUGAGGGAAAUCAGAGGCAUAUGCUGGGAGAACUGCAGAAUCUUAGAAAUGAGCAUACUGCUUGCUUAUACGCUGUUUCUACAGCUAAUGCGGAGAUGGAUAGAAUGCGCCAGGAUAUGAAUGAACAGCUGCUGAGAUUUACAGAAGAGAAGCGCGAGUUAGAUUUACUUAAUAAAGAGCUUGAGAGAAGAGCUGCCACUGCAGAGGCUGCACUCAAAAGGGCUCGGUUAAAUUAUUCAAUUGCGGUCAACCAAUUGCAGAAGGAUCUCGAGCUGCUCUCUGGGCAGGUUUCAUCCAUGUAUGAAGCUAAUGAGAAUCUCAUCAAGAAAGCAUUCGAAGAUUCCGCACCACAAGGCUUUCAAGGAGUGACUGAAAAUUUGCAGAAUCAGAAGCCGGACCCAGGGGAUGUUCAUGCAACCAAGCUUUUGCAACGUCCGAAUAUGUCUAUAGUGCAAAAGAAACAACAAGUGCGUGGAGAUAUCCUUCUAGACGACUUAAGAAGAUCCUUGCAUUUGCAGGAAGAACUUUACCAGAAGGUUGAAGAGGAAGUUUGUGAUGCAAAUUUUGAGAUAAUCUAUUUAGAUGUGUUUUCCAAGACUUUGCGGGAAACUUUGCGUGAAGCAAGUAGUGAUAUUACAGUAACAAAGAACAGGGUAGAUAAACUCACAAGGCAGUUGGAGCUGGUGACGGAAUCCAAAGAUGUAUUGACACGAAAGCUGGAAAGUGUUAUGAAUGAGGUUCGAUCCCUAAGUGAUUGCAAGGAAGCUUUCUCUCUAAAGUACAACGAAAUGACUGUCCAGAAUCAAAUGUUGGAAUCAAAUUUACAGACCAUAACCUUUGAAAACCAUUCCCUUGAACAGAAAAUUAGGGAGUUGGAGUCCUUGAUGACUGAAUGUAGAAGUUAUAGACACAAAUUUGAGACCAGUGAUGCAGAGAGAAUUGAAUUGGCAGAUCAACUGAGAAAGGAAGUCGAGGAUUCUGCGAUACUUAGAACUGAAAAGGCCGCUCUGCAGGGAGAGUUGCAAACUCUCAAACAGAAAAUUGAGGAGGUGGCAUCUGCGAAGGAAUAUCUGCAGAACACCGUCCACAAUUUGCAAGAUAUGUUAAUGUGUCAUGACAUGAACUUUGAUGGGGAAUUGCUGCUUAGAGAAUCAGACCACCAGGACACUGAAUCCGGGUAUCUAAACAAUAUUGUGUCAAAAUUGGCAGACAUUCAGCAGAGUGCACGUGAUAAAUAUUUACAAGUCAUGGAAGAGAGAAAAGCUUUAGAAACGGAAAGAAAUGUAGCUGUAGCUUCCUUAAGUACAUCUGAAUCUAAUAUCUUCUCUGUGAAAGAGAAAUUUGGCCAUGACUUACGCGUUAUGCUAGAUAAACUAAGCAUGUCAAACUCAUUGGUGCAGAAGCUGCAAAUAGAAGUUGAGGCUCUUGCUAACAGACUCGGAUCGAGCUCAGAAGCAGAAGAAAGACAUGAACAGCGGCAGAAAGAAGCUCUUGCUGAUCUUUGGCGGUUGGAACUUGAGCUUGAACAGCUUAUAUCAAGGAAUGAAGAUCUUUCUCAGAAAUUCCUGGCACUAGAAAGCAUAAGUGAGGAACUUGGACAAAGUAAGUUGAUUAUAGCUGAAUGUACCAAGGAAAAUCAUGCUUUGAUGGCAUCUCUACAGAGUAAAACUGAAACAUCUUCUCAGCUGGAAUUGGAGGUUUCCGAAUUGAGAGAAAACUUGCAAUCUCAGGAGACGGAGUUGCAUAAUCAGAGAAGCUACAUAGAAAAAUUAGAGAUCAAUAUAUCUGAUCUUACCUCCGAAUUGAAUGAGAAGCACUGCCAGUUGCUUAGUCUUGACGAACAGAGAGAUGAACUGCUCCAUCUGAGGCAAUUAAUUUCGAAUUUAGAGCUGGAGAAUUCAAGAGUUGGUGAUCUCCUCUUGCAUAGUGAAAAAUGUCUAAAAGUUUCCCGUGAAGAAUCUUCUUCUGUUGCUGAAUUGGAAAAUCGGUUGUUUGAAAUGCACGAAUUCUUGAUAUCUGCAGAUAUCCAGUUAAUUUUCACUAGAGUUCAGUAUGAGAUGGGGAUUCAAGAUUUUGUCCAGCAGCUUCAGUGCUCAGAUAGGUACCUUGAGAUGUUACAGCAGAAGAAUCUUGGCCUUGAAUCGAGACUCAGUUGCUGUCUUGCAAAUGAGGCACAUCAUGUCGAAGAAAGCAUGAAGUUGUUGACACGUCUUGAGUCCCUGAGAUCUGAUUUAGAAGCCUCAAUUGCUCAGACCAGAGAAUUGCACGAUGUUAAUAAGGUUCUGAUGACUGAGCUCGAGGAGCACAGGAAGAGAGAUGAGACGUUGGAUGCUAGUAUCUGCGAGGAGAGGAGGAAGCAUGCUGAAAGUCUUGAGUCCUUGAAAUCUGAUUUAGAUGCUUCGAUUGCUCAAAACAGAUUACUCCAUGAUACUCAUAAUGUCCUGAAGGCUGAGACCGAAGAACACAGACAAAGAAGUGAAUCUUGGGAAACUAGUAUUUGUGUGGAAAGAAGGGAGCAUGCUGACAGUAUCGAGUCCCUGAGAUCUGAUUUAGAAGCAUGCAUUGCUGAAAGUAGAGUGCUUCAUGAUACUAUUGGCAUUCUGAAGGCUGAGCUUGAGGAACACAGGAAUACAAAUGCAAUGUUGGAAGCUGGUAUUUGUGAGGAAAGGAGAAAGCAUGCUGAAAGUCUUGAGUCCCUAAAAUCUGAUUUGGAAGCCUCCAUUGCUCAGAAUAGAGUACUUGAAGGUACUAAUAAUGGCCUGAAAGCUGAGCUAGAGGAACACGGGAAGAUGAAUGAAAUGUUGGGUGCUAGUAUUAGUGAAGAAAGAAGGAAGCAUGAUGACAGUAUUGAGUCCCUAAGAUCUGACUUGGAAGCCUCGGUUGCUCAGUAUAGGAAGCUUCGAGAGACUAAUAAUGCUCUGAUGGCUGAGCUUGAGGAACAUAAGAAAAGAUUUGAAACAAGGGAUGCUAGCAUCUGCGAGGAAAGAAGAAAGCAUACUGAAAGUCUUGAUUGCCUGAACUCUAACUUAGAAGACUUAAUUGCUCAAAAUAGAAAACUCUAUGAUGCCAAUAAUGAACUAACGGCAGAGCUUGAGGAAUAUAGAAAAAGAAACCAACACUGGGAUGCUAGUGUGCGUGAGGAAAGGAGAAAGCAUGCUUCCGAGGCUGAAAUGCUCAAGAGUCUGUUGAUGCUUUCUGAAGAAGAGAUUGAUGGGUUAAUGCUUGUAAAUGAGGAACUGCAAGUGAAACUUCUGGUGCUUGAAGGGAAGAUAGAAGAACAGAGUUCUCAGUUGACUUUGCUAGAACGAUGUAAUGAUGAAAUCGUUGUGAUGCAGAAGCAGUGUAAAGAGCUUACUGAGAAGCUAUCUGAACAAGUAAUGAAGACUGAAGAAUUUAAAAGCUUGGCCAUUCAUUUGAAGGAGCUCAAAGAUGAGGCUGAUGCUGAGGUUCUCCAGGCACGUGAAAAGAAAGAAACUGAUGGACAAACAUAUGCUGUACAAGAGUCAUUGAGAAUUGCAUUUAUCAAGGAGCAGUAUGAAACCAAGCUGCAAGAACUGAAACAACAGCUUUCCAUGUCAAAGAAGCAUAGCGAGGAAAUGCUCUGGAAAUUACAGGAUGCCGUUGACGAAGUUGAAAGCAGAAAGAAAUCUGAAGCUUCUAAUAUGAAGAAAAAUGAAGAGUUGGGUGUGAAGAUCUUGGAACUGGAGUCUGAGUUACAAGCAGCAGUUGCUGAGAAGCGUGAGAAAUCGAUGGCUUUCGACUGUAUGAAGGCGGAGAUGGAAUGCUCAUUAAUAAGCCUCGAGUGCUGCAAAGAAGAAAAACAAAAGCUUGAAGCUUCUUUGCUCGAAUGUAACGAGGAGAAGACUAAGAUUGCCACUGAACUCACACUAGUGAAGGAACUUCUUGAGAGUUCCAAAACACCUACAAGGAUUCUGGAGAAGGAUGCUGAUCAAUCACAGAUGGAUUGCAUGCCCGAUAACCUGGUUGUAGGGACUCUACAUUCUGCAAAAUCACUAAAUCGUGAUGAAGCUGAUGAAUGCACAAAUCAUGAUCAUGAAGAUGCCCAUGCAAGUGGACUCAUGAGCAUGCAAUCUAAACAGGAUCUUCUCACCUCUAAAGGAGAAAAUGGAAUACAAAACCUUGCACCAGUCGAUUGCGAUAAUGCUUUGCACAGUGACAGAAAGGAUCUUGAUCUCCUUCAUGAUCAAUUCAAAGUACAAGUUUUAAAGUCAAGCAUGGACAAUUUAAGCAAAGAGUUGGAAAAGAUGAAAAAUGAGAAUUGGCUUCUUUCUCAAGAUGAUCAUUUUGCUGAUCCAAAGUUUCCAGAAUUGCAGAGGGAAUUAAUGCGAUUAGAUAAGGCAAAUGAAGAACUGGGCAGCAAAUUUCCUUUGUUCAAUGAGAUCUCAGGCGGCGGCAACGCUUUAGAAAGAGUACUUGCUUUAGAAAUUGAACUAGCUGAAGCAUUGCAGGCAAAGAAAAAAUCGACAAUCCAAUUCCAAAGCUCUUUCUUAAGACAACACAGUGGUGAGGAAGCAAUAUUCAAGAGCUUUAGAGACAUCAAUGAGCUGAUCAAAGACAUGCUGGAGAUAAAGGGAAAGUACGCAGCUGUGGAAGGCGAGCUAAAAGAAAUGCACGAACGCUACUCUCAAUUAAGCCUUCAAUUUGCCGAGGUUGAAGGAGAAAGACAGAAACUCAUGAUGACUCUGAAGUGCGUCCGGUCGUCCAGAAAGGCCGCUAAUUUGAAUCGCUCAUCGUCAGCGUCCAUAGGAAAUCAUUCCUCCUCAUAGCCAAAGUGGAAGAAACCUCCGAUUUCCUUAUUCCUGGUCAUAUUCCAGGUGAACGUCUAACUGGCCGUGCUCCUACCACGAUCUGCAAGAACGCGUAGGUGCCUUAAUCGGCAAUGGAUAAACAUUACACAGCCAAGGUGCUCGGAGUUUUGUGAGAUAGGUGUGGGAUAUCGAGCUCUAAGCUGCCGCCGCCGCCACUCUUUGGUGUAUAUACGUGCCUAUUGGAGGAUGAUACUGUAACUAUUAUCAGAGCACAUAGAUAUAGAUACUUGUGACAAUGAAACCUCUGACCCUAUACACCUGUAAUGCCUUAAUUUAUGUACAGUGAUCAAAUUCGUUGAUUGACAAAGUCGAUCUCUCCAA
Molecule: messenger RNA, 7643 nt
Organism: Syzygium oleosum
Lineage: Eukaryota; Viridiplantae; Streptophyta; Magnoliopsida; Myrtales; Myrtaceae
Product: protein MLP1
Exons: 11
Coding region: 816-7280 (2154 amino acids)
Source: RefSeq, a predicted model, not a curated record